Morone saxatilis (striped sea-bass) is the source of this 1195-nucleotide messenger RNA. RefSeq names its product transmembrane protein 134 (gene tmem134). The transcript has 8 exons. The record is from RefSeq and is a predicted model, not a curated record. The coding region runs from base 284 to 910 and encodes 208 amino acids. NCBI's taxonomy places the organism in Eukaryota, Metazoa, Chordata, Actinopteri, Moronidae.
GUCUCUGGGCGUAAUCAGUCGUGUGUAAUCGAGAGCCGGGUGUUAAAAAAAAGGAAGAGGCUCAAAACUUUCUCCAAAUCUUUUGUUGUUGUUUUGUUUUGUACUCUUGAACCAAACAAAGAUUGAUAGGAAGACUUUACACGGAGUUUCCACAGAGUGAACAAUGUGACCCGAGUCCUAACAACGUGGAAGUGGAGCUCGGCCUCCCUGGAGAGAAAAAGAUUGAACUCCUCAAGACAUGAGCAUCAAGCUACAGGACCUCCGGGUGUAAGAGGCGGUCACCAUGGCUACGCAGUUUAGUAUUGAUGAUGCCUUCGUACUGGAGGGAGACGAGGAGGGAGCCGUGUCCGAUGGGGAGACCGAGGGAUGGAAGGGCAAAGACAAGGAAAGAGAAGGAGAGAUGACAUUUGGUCCUCUAACUUUCUCCAAACCUCAGACACACCCCUCGCCUGCUGCUGCCGCUGGCUCCCCUGAACACAGUAAUCUAAAGUAUCAGAAUCUGGAAAAUGAAGACGCCUUGGGCAGCAAUGGCAAUUCCUCUUUCAAUAACUUCUUCAAAAUCAGUGACCCUGCGACUCUGUCUUACUGCAGCUCCCAGUGGUCCUUUAGCACCUUGAGCUCCGUCACACAGCUUUCUGCACACUGCUGCGGGUGGGUGUCUCAUCCGCUGGUGAAGAAAAACAGAAGAGUUGUUCUCGCGUCAUUCCUUCUCCUCAUCACUGGAGUUGCUCUCAUUUUCACGGGUGUUGUCAUACAGCUGAACCCAAAUGCAGGUGUUUCAAGUGCUAUUUUCUUUGUACCUGGAUUUCUUCUCUUCAUCCCUGGAGUGUAUCAUGUGAUAUACAUCAGCUGUGCUGUCCGUGGAAGAAGAGGCUUCAAAUUGUUCUACCUACCUUAUUUUGAAAAAUGACAUUUUAUGAGACACUACAUUUUCACUACAUUUCUUUGUUUUCUAUCUUAAAAUGAAUUGUAUUUUGUCACUUGUAACAAAAAUGUAUUGUCACAUGGUUGUUUUUUCUUGUCAUUGUAAUGACCACUACUAAUUCAACCACUCAGUGCCUCGACUAUGUUUCCACUAUAUGAACUGAAGUUGCUGUGUGUGUACACGAAAAAGAAGGAGAUUGGUCUUGCCUGUGUUUUCUAUGUUGUGUGAAUAAUGACUGUGAAAUUACAAUAAAGCAUUUGUAUAUUUUAA